Messenger RNA from Mesoplodon densirostris (Blainville's beaked whale), 4456 nucleotides. RefSeq names its product phosphatidylinositol glycan anchor biosynthesis class Q (gene PIGQ). The coding region runs from base 95 to 1837 and encodes 580 amino acids. Gene Ontology annotation, biological process: GPI anchor biosynthetic process. Gene Ontology annotation, cellular component: endoplasmic reticulum; membrane. The transcript is spliced from 11 exons. NCBI's taxonomy places the organism in Eukaryota, Metazoa, Chordata, Mammalia, Artiodactyla, Ziphiidae. The record is from RefSeq and is a predicted model, not a curated record.
UGUUGACCGCCCGGGCCCGCCCGACGCGGUCCCCAACCCCAUCCCGACCCCGCCAGCUGAGGGCGCGGACCCGGGGAGCAGCCGCGGCCCCGGCAUGGUGCUCAAGGCCUUCUUCCCCACGUGCUGUGCCUCGGCGGACAGCGGCCUCCUGGUUGGACGCUGGGUCCCGGAGCAGAGCAGUGCCGUGGUCCUGGCUGUGGUGCACUUUCCCUUCAUCCCCAUCCAGGUCAAGGAGCUCCUGGCCCAGGUGCAGCAGGCCAGUCAGGUGGGCGUGACUGUGCUGGGCACCUGGUGCCACCGCCGGCAAGAGCCGGAGGAGAGCCUGGGCCCCUUCCUGGAGGGCCUGGGCGCCAUUUUCUCCCACAAGCCCUGGUUCCAGCUAUGCCGGGAGAGAGGCAGCAAGUCCUGGAGCUGCAAGACCACCCGCUGGCAGGGGCCCGCCUCUCCCGCCGCCUCCGGCGAGGACCAGGUCAUGCUUAUCUUCUACGACCAGCGCAAGGUGCUGCUGUCCCAACUGCACCCGCCUGCGGCCCUGCCCGACCGCCAGGCCGGGGACACCACAGCCAGUGCGGGGGGCCUGGCCGCUGUCUUUGACACAGUGGCGCGUAGCGAGGCACUCUUCCAAAGCGACCAGUUCGAUGAGGGCCCCGUGCGGCUGAGCCACUGGCAGUCGGAGGGCGUGGAGGCCAGCAUCCUCGUGGAGCUGGCCGAGUGCGCGGCAGGGCCUGUCUGCCUCUUUCUGACCUGCCUGCUGUCUCUCGUCUCGGCUGCCAGCGCCUGUCGGGUGUUCAAGCUGUGGCCACUGUCCUUCAUCUGGAGCAAACUCUCCACGUGCGAGCAGCUCAGGCACCGGCUGGAGCAGCUCACACUCAUCUUCAGCACCCAGAAGGCUAAGAACCCCGCCCAGCUGAUGAGGAAGGCCAACAUGCUUGUCUCUGUGCUCCUGGAUGUGGCCCUUGGCCUCAUGCUGCUGUCCUGGCUCCACAGGAAGGACCUCAUCGGGCAGCUGGCUGAUACCCUCAUCCCUGUGGCUGAUCACGUGGCCGAGGAGCUCCAGCAUCUGCUACAGUGGUUGAUGGGCGCACCCGCUGGGCUCAAGAUGAACCGGCCGCUGGACCAGGUGCUGGGCCGCUUCUUCCUGUACCACAUCCACCUGUGGAUCAGCUACAUCCACCUCAUGUCCCCCUUCAUUGAGCGCAUCCUGUGGCACGUGGGCCUCUCAGCCUGCCUGGGCCUGACGGUCGCCCUGUCCAUCCUCUCAGACAUCAUAGCCCUCCUCACCUUCCACAUCUACUGCUUCUAUGUCUAUGGCGCCAGGCUAUACUGCCUGAAGGUCCAUGGCCUGUCCUCACUCUGGCGCCUGUUCCGAGGGAAGAAGUGGAAUGUUCUGCGCCAGCGCGUGGACUCUUGCUCCUAUGACCUGGACCAGCUGUUCAUCGGCACCUUGCUGUUCACCAUCCUGGUCUUCCUUCUGCCCACCACGGCCCUGUACUACUUGGUGUUCACCCUGCUCCGGCUCCUGGUGGUCGCUGUGCAGGGCCUGAUCCAUUUGCUUGUGGACCUCAUCAACUCCCUGCCCCUGUACUCACUCGGCCUCCGGCUCUGCCGGCCCUACAGGCUCGCAGCUGGUGUGAAGUUCCGAGUCCUGGAGCACGAGACUGGCAGGCCCCUCCGCCUCCUGAUGCAGGAAGGGGCUCUCUCUGAUGGACUCUGCCUGACCUGCAGCCUCCAGGGACCCUCAGGUGGCUUCCUCUGUGCCUGCUGUACUGGCUAUGGAGGCGAGGGGUUGGAGCCCAAAGAGGUCACUCAGCAACUGCCAGGCCUGCAUCACCACUGAGGGUCAGCAGAGGGCCCCACAUGGCUCCUGGUGGGCAGGACCACACCCCAGAGCCUGCUGAGAAGAGCCUCCAUCACCUGCAUUUCUGGGGCCACCUUCCCAGUCACCAGAUGCCAAGACACGGAGGCGGCCCGUGGGGCCUGCCUCACCUCCCGCUGAAUCCUCUCCCUUGCUCCGCCCAGCCUGCUGGGCAGUGGUGGCUGUGUUCCAGGCCUUUUCUGGCAGCUGUCCCUCUCGUGCCAGGUGCGGGGCUGCCUGCCCAUCUCCCGAGGGCCAGCCCAGGCCUGGCACCAGAGCUGGCCGAGGGAACAGUGGUCACUCCAGCCACUAGCAGCCACCAAGACGUGCCACCUGCAUGUCCUAGGCUGCUCCCAUCCUGUGUGUCGUCCCUGGACCUGUACAGCCCUUGCCUAGGGACAGUCUUCAUCUGUGGCUCCUCAUCCUCAACCCAGGGCUCUGACCACCCCUGCCACGCUGACCUGGCAGAGCCUUGUCCUACAACUUCUCUGAGGCUGACCCUCAGACUGCCCUGAAAAGCGGACGAUUCCCCUUUCAGCUGGGGCCGCCACCUCCCAGACAGGUCCUCACGGCCACCCACAGAGAAGGGCCCCGUGCUCUUCCAGUGUGGAGACAAGCUCAGAGAGGGGCGGUGAGCUGCUGAAGCAGGCAGUCUGAGCCACAUAGUUCACUCCCGCCAGCUCCCUCCCGUCCUUGAAAACUUACUUUGAUGUGAUUUCAACUCAAAGAAACAGCUAGCACAUCACAACCUUCAACAAAUUUCCUGGGGCUAAUAUUCUGCCACAGCUGCUUUUUCGUGCUCAUGCUCUAACUUUUCUAAACCAUCUGAUCAUCAGUUGCCCCUAAUUGUGCUCCUAAGAUGCCCAGUGUAUGUAUAUCUUGUAAGGCCAAGGACUGACCUGUGUAACCAGGGCAUGGCAAGGAGCAUGGGUGGGGCCACCUCGCUUCCCGUGCUCCUGGGCACCAGUCUCAAGGACCCUUUGCCCUCAACCACCCCACAGCCGUCUCUGCCUUUCCCAGCACUGGGGUCCUCAAAGAUCCAGCCAGUCACUUGGUAGCCUGUCCCUAUGUGGGGUUCGUCUGAUGAUUCUUGAGAUUCCGCUCCUGUGCUCUUAGUGGGAACAUGUAAAUGCCACUGUGUCCUUCUCAGGCAUCGCCUUGGGAGGAACACCGUGUCUGCCCAAACCAGUGACGUCAACCUGACCCACCAGGUUCUCUUCUGCAAAGCUACUCUCCCUUUUACAUAACAAGUGAUUAGUACAGAGAUAUUUUCGACCACAUGACCGUCCUGUCCCUCCUCCCCCUCUGGCCCACUAGCUGGCAGCGUCCACCAUUGAUUCUUGCCGGGUGCACACAGCUUUCCACGGCCUCUGCCUGUAGGACUUGAGUGGGGCCUCUCCUGGCAGCAGGCCUGGACUGGGGGUCAAGUAACUGACACUCGUGUGAGAGCUCCUAGGGCACAGGGCCAAGGUCUGUUUGCCCCAAUGGGUGGUCCCCAGGCCCUUCUCAGAGUGGACAGCUUUGGGUAUCCUGGAGUGGGGGGAAGGAGACACCCCAGACCACUCGUUUGUUCCCUCCUGGACAGAGGCUGAGUCUGGAGGCCUAGCCCCCAUCCUCGCUCGGAGCCAGUGGGUGUGGGAACUGCAGGGGAGACUGUCAGGGCUCUUCACCAGACACCUCUGGGGCCUCCAGAGGGACUCAGAGUUACCCUCGACCACCCAACACCUGGGCGCCUCGCAGGGCUGACCCAGGACCUGGGAGCGGAGGGCUGUUCUGGGCUGCUUUGUCCUUGGCCUGAGGUUCCUCCAAGGUCCCCUGGGCCAGGCCUGGCACUUAGUGGGUCCCAGAGCGUCCUUGCAGAAGGGCAUGCAGCUACGUUGGAGGCCAGCUCCUCCACCCACAGGGCCUCCUGGACAGUAGGGAAUGGCACCCCUCCAGCCAUCCCUCCCUCGACUGGGCCCCACUGCCCCAGACCCUGUGGGUUCCUGCGGUGCCUUUCUGCUCUGAGGUUGGGAGGUCGGAGGUCAGAGGGAACCGGAGCAGCACAGGAAACCAGUAAAUCAGGAGGACAGGAAGCACCUGACAGAGGUUGCUGAGUCUUGCUCCCAGGAUCAGGCUCCGUGGACAGGUUCUAGGGAUGGUCACGCCUGCUGCACAAGCUGUGCUGGGAAGGACCCAGCCGGCCUCACUUCGUCCCUGGUGAUGGAGAACCAGGCAGCGGGGCCUACAGCUGCUAGAGCCCCUUCGGGGGAAGUCCUGAUGUACAAAGGGUGCUUUUGGUUUAAAUUCUCUGCAAAGUGGAAUGAUAAUAGUUUCUCACCCAUCAUCCCUUCUGGGCAGCCUCAGAAACCGAGGACAUGUCAGCCCCACAUGGCUUCCGGCCCCAGAGAGGGGCCUCAGUGACUUCAAAGCAGGGAGUAGGCAAAGCCAGGCUGAGGCGGGCUCCAGGUUGGGUGUAGUGACCUCUGCCAGAGAGGCUGGCUUGGCCAUGUUUGGGGUUGGCAGGUGGUGGGGACUCAGCUCCCUGCCCCCACCAGCUGAAGGCUAACAAGACUCCGCCCACUGGCUGUCAUUUCUGUAAACACUGUGCUGUGGGUGCAU